Molecule: messenger RNA, 606 nt
Organism: Prorocentrum cordatum
Lineage: Eukaryota; Dinophyceae; Prorocentrales; Prorocentraceae
Source: the annotation of a GenBank genome assembly
AUGCCCGACCCAAAGCCAGGAGGACAGGCAGAAGCAGCUGGCCUGCGCGUGCCUCGACCGGGUCGACCCGGAGCGGCCCGUGGUCGUCCCGGGCGUGCUGGAGCAGCACGAGGCUCACGCGCUGGCGGCCUCCGACGCCGACCUCACGGCCGCGGCCGCGCAGCGGGCCGCGGAGCUGUUCGCGCUGGGCUGGCCCUACGCCUUCGGCGCGCUGCUGCGAGCCCUUUCGCCUUUGACGCCAAGGAGGUGAUCGAGCCGACGGAGGCGGUGCUGUGGGAGGCUGGGCUCCUGGCCGGGCCGCCCGAGCAGAGGCCCUUUGCCGUCGCCGUCCAUAUCCGCAGGCCCGAGGUGAGGCCAGGGAUCCGCACUUCGACACACCUGCGGGAGGCCGCUCCGCAGACCGCCUGGAGGGGCGCCGAGGAGCUCCUGGCGCGCGCCGGCCCGCGGGCGCCGGGCGCCGGGGCGCCCUGCGCCCUGCUGCUGGCCGCGGACAGCGCCGCGGCGGCCGGCGUGCUGCGGCCCCUGGCGGAGGCCCGGCGGUGCCGGCUCGUGACCUCGAGGUACGGGGAUCCAGCCAGGAGUUGGAGCCCGGAGCACGGGGAGCAG